Molecule: messenger RNA, 2314 nt
Organism: Pseudogymnoascus verrucosus
Lineage: Eukaryota; Fungi; Ascomycota; Leotiomycetes; Thelebolales; Thelebolaceae
Exons: 2
Coding region: 202-1839 (545 amino acids)
Biological process (GO): transmembrane transport
Cellular component (GO): membrane
Molecular function (GO): transmembrane transporter activity
Source: RefSeq, a predicted model, not a curated record
CAAUCCGUUCCCAUUUCCAGUUCCAUUUCUAUUUCCAUUUCCAUUCCCAUUCCCUCCUUGUUGGCUUACGAGAUGCAAGGCCGUGACUAUUCGUUUCUCGGUCUCUCAUCCAUCAACAACUUGCUACCACCUCCUAAACUACCCCAACAUAGUUCUUGAAUCAGCUCCAAACCCAUCGACGCAACGGCACACGACAACACCAUGGAGACGACGCGCGAUGGCAAAAACUCUCUCAGCCAGAUGGGCUACAAGUCCGAGCUCCCUCGCAGCCUCAGCAUGUUGAGCAUUCUCGGCCUGUCCUUUGCCAUCAUGGCUGUUCCCUUUGGUCUGUCUACUACAAUGUACAUCACCUUGACUAAUGGCCAGUUUGUUGCCGUUCUCUGGGGCUGGGUCGUCGUCUCCCUUAUUUCCCUCUGCAUUGCUGCGUCGCUUGCUGAGAUAUGUGCCGUCUACCCAACUGCGGGCGGUACCUACUAUUGGUCUGCCAUGCUCAGCACUCCUCACUGGGCACCUGUUGUGAGCUUCAUUGCUGGCUGGCUCACCCUUGUUGGCAACUGGACUGUUACACUCUCUAUCAACUUCUCUGGUGCGCAAUUGAUAUUGAGCGCGAUAUCAAUUUGGGAUGAGGAGUUUACGCCUAAUCAGUGGCAGACAGUGCUUUGCUUCUGGGCUGUCAUGCUUAUCUGCACGCUUGUCAAUGCCUUUGGGUCGCGCUAUCUUGACCAGAUCAACAAAGUAUGCAUCUACUGGACGGGCAUUAGCAUCCUCAUUUUAUUGGUUACACUGCUUUCCAUGUGUGAUCAUAAGAGGUCCGCGAAAACGGUCUUUACCCACUACGAUCCAUCUGCUAGUGGCUGGCCAGCGGGCUGGUCCUUUUUUGUUGGGCUUUUGCAAGGCGCCUACGUCCUAACAGGAUAUGGCAUGGUUGCCUCCAUGUGUGAAGAAGUCCAGAACCCAGAGCGCGAAGUUCCGAAAGCCAUCAUCCUCUCAGUUGCUGCAGCCGGCCUUACUGGCGUUGUAUAUCUGAUUCCCAUCCUCUUCGUACUACCAGACGUGAAACUGCUCCUCGAUGUGGCCAAUGGGCAGCCUAUCGGUCUUAUUUUAACAAGGGCCACAGGUUCAAAGACUGCUGGCUUCUGCUUGCUACUGCUGAUUCUGGGGAUCCUCUUCUUUGCCGGAGUUGGCGCCUUGACUGCUUCCUCUCGAUGCACAUACGCUUUUGCUAGAGACGGCGCAAUUCCUGGAUACAAGCUGUGGAAAAAGGUCAACAAGACACUCAACGUCCCGCUAUCAGCCUUGCUUCUUUCCGCGUUUGUUGACUGCGCCCUUGGUUGUCUGUAUUUUGGCUCCUCUGCAGCAUUCAACUCGUUUACUGGAGUGGCCACCAUCUGCCUGAACGCCUCCUACUGCACCCCUAUCCUUGUCAACCUUCUUCGUGGCCGGGAAGCUGUCAAACACUCGCUCUUCCCUCUCAAACGCGCGGGUUACAUUGUGAACGGCAUUAGCGUGGCAUGGAUCUUCUUCUCAGUGAUCAUCUUCAGCAUGCCCGUCUCCAUCCCCGUUACCGCAUCAUCCAUGAACUACGCUAGCGUCGUGUUUGCCGGGUUCGCCGCUAUCAGCGGAGCCUGGUAUCUCGUCCAUGCACGCAAGAAUUUCAAAGGGCCGGUUGCUGCGCAAUGGCAAGGCUCGGACUGGGAUGACAAUAGAGUCGUUACAGAUAAGUCUCUUGGCCGACCAGAGACCGAGCCAACGAAAAUUGACACCAGUUCGGAAGGUGGUGAGAAGGAAACAGUUAAUCAAGAAGAAGAUAUAUCCGAGAGGGUUAGAUAUAUUAACUAAGUUCUUAUUAUAAGGUAGCAGGUAACUGGGGUUCUCUCGCCUAAUGCAGGGCUUAGCUCGAAUAAUGAGCUAUCAAAGCUGCCACUACAUUGUGAAACACAUGGGUCAACCAGAUGGAUGCACUCGUAGGAAAUGCGGGUCUUAGAGGCUAGGCCUACGAAGAACGAGCAAGAUAAGGUUGUAGGCUGCGAGGCCUCUGCUCGAUGAGCGAGAACUGGGGGCAGUUGUUCGAGAGCAGUUAGGGUAAGUUGAGGUGGAAACAGCAUUAGAUUUAUAUUCGACGUCACCUUAGCAUGGGCGGGUACUAUUCGUUCGAACAGCGAGGGCGCUAUAGCGGCGCUUUCCCUAUCACAGACCCCCUAAUUUCCCAAUGCAGAAUCGCCGACAUGUAUAUAGCUACUCUAAGAGGGUUAAGUAAGGCGUAUUCUAAGUAGAACAUCUCCUAGAGUUUAGAUAGAAAUAUAUAUUAUUAGGG